Penicillium samsonianum is the source of this 2001-nucleotide messenger RNA. RefSeq lists its product as uncharacterized. NCBI's taxonomy places the organism in Eukaryota, Fungi, Ascomycota, Eurotiomycetes, Eurotiales, Aspergillaceae. The record is from RefSeq and is a predicted model, not a curated record. Bases 1 to 2001 code for a protein of 666 amino acids. The transcript has 2 exons.
AUGAUAGCGCAAGCUGCUACACGGCAUCAGCCGUCUCCAUUCUCUCCCCAUUCGAACCGCGGGCGUAAAUACGCACCAUGUACACCGCAUACACCGGACUCCAUCUAUCCUUCUGACAUGUCUCAACUCGCAUCAAUCAUGCCUUACUUUUCCGAUCCCAGUAUCGAGCAACCAAUGCCACUGACGUGGCAACUGCCGUUGACGCCCCUGGCAUAUGAGACCCAGCCCACAAAUCCAGACAUACUCGAAAUGGUCAACGAACUCGACAAUGAUCAGACAGACAGUCAGCCUCAGGAGCUUAGUAGUCAACCUCAGGAGCUGGAUGUGCUUGGAGGUCCAGUUUGUUUCGAUUCAAUAAUGACACCUCCCACAAUUGAAGACCAACUACAAAGCUCCGUAUCCCGAACAAGCUCGAGGUCUCGACCCUCGACAUUGCCUCCCAGUGCCAAUGAUUCCUGGUCAUGCAUCUUGCCUGAACAUGAGCGUGCUCGAAGUGAACACAGCAGCGGUGAAACCCAGCCAUUUACUGCGCCAGUACGCCCGCCGUCUCCCCCUCUCAAGGAGAUGUAUGCCGACUUCAUCCUAUGGGAUCCAGCGGACCCUGGGAAAUCUGACAACAUCCACGAAAAAAUCCCUCGUAGCGGGACCGAAAUUCAGCAACAAAAAGAAGAUACGGCUGCACUUAAGAAAGCUGGCGGGUCGUGUAUGGCGUGCUAUCGGGCUAAGAAGAAGUGUGGAACAGCUACACCAUGUCCUCCAUGCUCUUCUAAGGGUAAUCGAAUCUGCUUCCGAAGUUGGGGAGAUCUGUGCCUGCUUGGGCCGCCUGCCGGUGGCUCUCCUACGAUCUUUAACUUCCCGUCCCAAGAAGCGAGAGACAAUUUGCAACGCAUGAGUGCCGAGGUUUUCGAACGCAUGAAUGCAUUCAAAGCGGUUGUCAAUAUCCGCGUAACAUAUGGCGGAAACUGCACUGCAUGGCAUUGGACAGCAACGCCGUCCAGUAUCACACUAUCGAGUAAAACAGAGUGCCCCGUCGAUGAUUUUCUUAUUGGAGUUAGCAGUGCCCUCCCCCUCGUGGAUCUGGUCAAAUUUGAAGAUCAAUACAAACACAACCCACUCGUUUGGACUGCACUCAGAAUGGCAAAGCUGUUUAUGGCCAUUCAAGGCUUGGCGCAAGCUCGAAUCCGUACGUCCUGGUUUGAAAUUACCACUGGGCGACUAGUCUCGUUUUAUAUUUUGAUUCUCUCUUUUCGGAAGCUCGCAGAAAUGUCUCAGGACUUUUGCCCUGGUUUGUACGUCGCUCUGUGUGGAAAGGACAAGCAGAACAACAAGAAGAAAAGCCAGUCACGGAAACGAAAUGAGAUCGAUCCCGCUUGGGUCGCCGCAGCAUUAUAUUACCGAGUUGUAUGCGGCUUGCAAGAUCUUCAAAAGAACCAUGUCGUUGCGAGAAUGUUUGGCGCCUCCAGCUGUUAUCUGAGUGGUGUUCGCGAAAAACUCGAAGAUAUCCUGCGCAAUGUGUCCCCCAAACACGGGGCUACGGGCAAAUCCUCCAGUAUGGCGAUUCUUGAGGACGUAGUUCCUAAAAUCCCGUCAUCUCCAGACGUGGAUAUGGCUUUCUGGCUGGGAGACACCGAGGAAAUGUCGUCGUCUGUUUUGAGGCGGCACGACAGUCCCUUUUCGCCGCCAGCCUGCGAAAUGCGAGCAUUCUUGGCUGAUCGUUUCCCUCGGCCUUGGCGUUUGGCGAAUCCUGUUGAGCAGCAUGAUGGGCACUUGCAAUCAUCAGGGACUUCUCAGAAUACGGUGAUUACCCAAGAACAGAAUGCCUUUGAUAACAUGGCCUAUACCGAUCAGAUUGAAUGCUCUGACUCGAAUGGUUUGUUGAUCUUCCUCAACAACGAUUAUAACAAUGCAUUCGAUCCAAUGGCUGCGACCUUUGUUGAUACAAUGCCACUCGAUACAAUGCCACUCCAAGGCAAUUUCCCGCAAUCCCUGUACCAUUGUUGA